AACGCAAGAACAUUGUCAUUGACUUGCUGACUUUGCGACUGCAGGUGACUUGCUGACUUUGGGACUGCAGGUGACUUGCUGACUUUGGGACUGCGGGUGACUUGCUGACUUUGGGACUGCGGGUGACUUGCUGACUUUGGGACUGCGGGUGACUUGCUGACUUUGGGACUGCGGGUGACUUGCUGACUUUGGGACUGCAGGUGACUUGCUGACUUUGGGACUGCGGGUGACUUGCUGACUUUGGGACUGCAGGUGACUUGCUGACUUUGGGACUGCAGGUGACUUGCUGACUUUGGGACUGCAGGUGACUUGCUGACUUUGGGACUAUGGUUGUCGUGAACGGUUUUGCGCUCGGGUUUCUAUCAGUGGGGGUUUAUAGCAUCAACGAAGCUGACUUUAUGUUAGGACUGUUAAUGUUAGUCAUGUUGUCUGUUGUUGCCCGGAUGGGGAUGGGUUCCCUUUUGAGUCUGGUUCCUCUUGAGGUUUCUUCCUCAUGUCGUCUGAAGGAGUUUUUCCUUGCCACCGUCGCCACAGGCGUGCUCGUUGGGGAUAGAUUAGGGAUAAAAUUAGCUCGUAUUUUAAGUUGUUCAAAUUCUGUAAAGCUGCUUUGCGAUAAUGUUUAUUGUUCAAAGCGCUAUACAAAUAAACUUGACUUGACCCUACACUGAAAAUGCUUGGGAUUUAUCACCAGCAUGUCAGAUAUUAUUGCAGAUUUCUCAGGAGCCAGUCAGGAUGUGUGAUAACUGUAUCCAGACAGUACCCAACUAUGAGAGAAUUGUUGUAUUCCGUUUGGGUCGCGUCCGGCCUCCAAAGGGCCCAGGAGUGGUUUUAGUGCUUCCGCUCAUUGACCAGUGGCAAAGAGUGGAUCUAAGGACCAGAGCUUUCAACAUCCCACCAUGCAGGGUGACCACUAAAGACGGUGGCCUGGUGUCUGUCGGGGCAGAUAUCCAGUUCCGGAUCUGGAACCCAGUCAUGUCUGUGGUGGCGGUGCAGGAUUUAAAUGCUUCUACACGCCUUACUGCACAGAACGCUAUGACUCAGGCCCUGGGCAAGAAGUCUGUAAGAGAGAUACAGACAGAGAGAGUCAAACUGGGCGAGUAUCUUGGGAUGGACAUAAAUGAUCUGACGAAGCCUUGGGGUUUGGAGGUGGACCGGGUUGAACUGACCUUGGAAAGUGUCCUUCGUGCCCCAGAUGAGUCAUACUCAGAGUCACUCAUCCUGCCUCCUUCUGUCCCUGGCCUAGAGGGUCUGACUGGGCCUAUACAGCAGCUUGCCAUGCACUUUCUGGGGCAAAGUGCAGCAGGAUCUCCACCUACUAAAGAUACAGUGCUCUUCACUGAUGAGUUGAGCACAGAGGCUCCAGUAACUGAAAGCAGCAGCGUGAUCGAGGAGCUUCUGGCAGCAGUGAGGCUGGUGCUGUCUGAGGGCUUGGUUAGGCAAGUUGGAGCCUGUUUCCAGUUUCACAUUAGUACCAGCACUGGCCAGACCAGGAGCUACUAUGUGGAUCUAACUCGAAAUAGUGGAACAUGUGGUGCAGGUGAGGUGAUGCAGCCAGAUGUGUCUCUCAGUAUGAGCGAGCAGGAUAUGCUGGCUAUGUUCCAGGGCAGCCUGCGGCCAAUCACAGCAUACAGCAGCGGCAGAUUGAGAGUUCAGGGAGACUUGAACACUGCCAUGAAACUAGAUGCACUUGUUAAACUCAUCAAGCCUCCAUGAUGUCUAGUUCUACAUUCAUUUAUUGAAAAGGUGUAUGUCAUGCCUUCACAAGCCACAAAUCUGUCUUACAGUUUCAAAAUGUAAGCAGUACUGUUUAUAUCAUUUCUUGAAUAUUUAUCAAAGCUAAAUGAUGUAAUAGGAUUGUAAUAUAAAAAUGAGCAUGUGGAUUAAUAAUAGCCAUUUAGGACAGACAUUAAAACAUGCAUGCUGUCAGGUAAAUCUGAAAAAAAAGGGAAAAAAUCCCUGUGAAAUAUUUCUGUAUCUGUGAACCUGAAAUAGGAUGUUUUUUUUUUUUUUAAAUUGCACUGUUUAAAAGUACAAGUGUGUAUAACUGUAAUAAAAUAUUUAUUGAAAUACA
Messenger RNA from Neoarius graeffei (lesser salmon catfish), 2071 nucleotides. It is a transcript of the gene stoml1, whose product is annotated as stomatin (EPB72)-like 1. The transcript is spliced from 6 exons. The record is from RefSeq and is a predicted model, not a curated record. NCBI's taxonomy places the organism in Eukaryota, Metazoa, Chordata, Actinopteri, Siluriformes, Ariidae. Gene Ontology annotation, cellular component: plasma membrane. The coding region runs from base 733 to 1713 and encodes 326 amino acids.